Messenger RNA from Asparagus officinalis (garden asparagus), 760 nucleotides. RefSeq lists its product as uncharacterized. The record is from RefSeq and is a predicted model, not a curated record. The transcript has 2 exons. NCBI's taxonomy places the organism in Eukaryota, Viridiplantae, Streptophyta, Magnoliopsida, Asparagales, Asparagaceae. Bases 22 to 642 code for a protein of 206 amino acids.
AUAUCAUCUAGUUGUUAGUGCAUGCCCACUCGCACGGGUCUACCCUAUCGAUUAGGAGAGUCAAGUGGAUCAAUUAGUGAGUCCAGCAUGUCAGGCAGUGCAAAUCCCGAAUUCUCCGAACUACUUAAGCAAAUCGCUGAGUUAAACGGACAAGUAGGUAACUUAGCCCAAGAGAGUAGAGCUACCAAUGAAAGGCUUACUAGGCUCGAAAGAGCGCAUGUUGCAACCCCACCUCCUCAAGGCCAAGGUCAUGGGCACAUCGUUCAUCGAGCCCCACCUCAACCUGUGCAUGAUCCACCAAUCUUUGGUGGUGAGUUCGAAAUAUCAAGGUACGUUAGAGGUGAGUUACCAACUUUAACUUUGCAAGAAUUGACUGAUGAGAUAAGAAAGAAAUGCCUCGUGCCUAUAACUGAACAAAAAUUUAUUCGUGAGGAAACCGUUAACAAGCCCGUAGGUUUAAUAGAAUCUAACUCUGAUAAGGAAUUCCAGCAUACUAAAAUUGAUAAAUCAUGCACUUCUGUUCCUUCUGAAACAACUCUGAUUAUUCCUCAAGCUACCCCUCUGAUCACGAAGUUCACUAAUGUUAUCCCUGAAAUUGUUUCUGAAAUUGAAACGCAACGCCUCCUGAACUCCCUCUCGUGAUUGAAAACGUUGUUGAUGUUCCCCACAAAGUCCUCCCGGACAAACAUGAUACCCAACACGUUCCUGAUGAUAUCUGUAUGGAAGUUGAAUAUCAAACUGAGUCUAGUGAAAUAACUAC